Capsicum annuum is the source of this 1084-nucleotide messenger RNA. RefSeq names its product single-stranded DNA-binding protein WHY2, mitochondrial. Lineage: Eukaryota; Viridiplantae; Streptophyta; Magnoliopsida; Solanales; Solanaceae. The coding region runs from base 123 to 845 and encodes 240 amino acids. The record is from RefSeq and is a predicted model, not a curated record. Gene Ontology annotation, biological process: regulation of DNA-templated transcription; defense response. Gene Ontology annotation, molecular function: single-stranded DNA binding. The transcript is spliced from 8 exons.
UAUUAGGCUGCAAAAUGCAACGGACUCGCACAAGCCUCUCUAGUUAGUUUAUAUAGUAGAAGUUUGAUGGUUUUUAGAGAGGAAGAAAGAGCAUUUGAAUUUGAAGGGCGUCGCUCCUUUCUAUGACGAUGUCGAAACUCACUCGCCUUCUGCACCCCAGGAAUCAAUUGUUGCUUAACAAACUGCCUGUAGAGGGUGUCAAAGAUUCUAUCUGGCAGCAUGCCAUCAACACUUUUGCAGGCUUUUCUAGUGUUCGACAGUAUGGUGCAGCUGAUGCAGGAAAAUUGGCAGGUCGAGUGUUUGCUCCAUACUCAGUAUUUAAAGGCAAAGCAGCACUUUCUGCUGAACCUAGGCUGCCCACAUUUAAUAAAAUGGAUUCUGGAGUUGUUAAACUCAAUCGACGUGGUGUCAUUAUGUUGACGUUCUGGCCAUCUAUUGGCGAGCGCAAAUAUGACUGGGAAAAGAGGCAGUUGUUUGCUUUAUCAGCAACAGAGGUUGGAUCAUUGAUAAGCAUGGGGACCAAAGAUUCUUGUGAAUUCUUCCAUGAUCCUUCAAUGCAGUCAAGUAAUGCUGGCCAAGUUAGAAAAAGCUUGUCAAUUAAGUCAAAUGCUGAUGGCACUGGUUAUUUUGUUUCGUUGAGUGUUGUCAACAAUAAUCUCAAAACCAAUGAUCGGUUUACUGUUCCUGUUACUACUGCUGAGUUUGCUGUUAUGCGAACAGCAUUCAGUUUUGCAUUGCCUCACAUCAUGGGAUGGGAUCGCUUCACUAAUCGGCCUUCAGAAUGCAUCUCCCAAAGUCCCGCAAAGGUGGUUCCACAACUUACGGAGGUGGAGUGGUGUAGAUGAGAGACACUGUUUAUUGUGUAGUACUUUAUCUCAUUCUAGCAUGGGCUAUGUUCUCUUUUUAGAUUCUAUCAAUAGCCACCUGUUCAUGUGUAUUAGCUAACUUGUCAGAAAGACAACAUUUUGGUUGUGAAAGGAACUUGGUUGCCUUGUUCCCUUUUUUCCCCUUUUCGGAUGCAAUGUAAACUUAAGAAGCUAUUGGUUUCUCUUGCAUCAUAGAGUGAUUGUGCAGCAUUGCUCUA